Messenger RNA from Cucumis sativus (cucumber), 1129 nucleotides. RefSeq lists its product as uncharacterized. The transcript has 4 exons. Bases 247 to 747 code for a protein of 166 amino acids. The record is from RefSeq and is a predicted model, not a curated record. Lineage: Eukaryota; Viridiplantae; Streptophyta; Magnoliopsida; Cucurbitales; Cucurbitaceae.
GUAAAUGGUUAUAUAACCAUUUAUCCCAUAAUCCUCUCUCCCCAAACACACUUAGAAAAAGAAAAAGAAAAAGAAAAAGACUUAAACUCUCUUCUUCACGCCGUCUCCUCCUCCUGUCUCUCAGCAGCUCCGCCGUCUCCUCCUCUCUCAGCAGCUCAGUGUCCCCUCGCUGCUGCAUCUCUCCGGUUCGGUGCUGCCGGCUCUGUCCUGAUUUUGGUUUUCUAUUUAUUUUAUUGUUGGAAUAAAAUGAACGAGACUAUGAGACAAUUUCAACAAAGCUUAAUAGAGCUAGAGGCUGAAGCUGAGCGUCUCCUCCUAGCCCGCGAUGAAUUGGUUGAAAACGAUAGAGUGAGGAAUGGGAAUAGAGAAGCAUUGACUGCUUUGAGAAGGCGAGCGAGGACGACAAAGUCUAGUGUUCCAUCGCCUUUUGAGUCAAUAAUGAAGGAGGUGGAGGGUGCUGAAUCAAGGCCACUAGUGAAGGAGAUUUGCACUACCUGUGGAAAUCAUGAUUCUAAUGAGCGCACUUGGAUGAUGUUCCCAGGAACUGAUGUGUUCGCCAGGGUACCAUUUCAUGCUGCUCAUACAAUCCUGGAGACAGAUCAGACGAAACUUGAUUUUGAGGCAAAGAAAUUACAGAGUUACGUAAAAGAUCAGUCCCUUCUGAUUUCAGAAAAAGGUGCCCUGGCUGACAAGAUCAGUCCAGGGGUGCUCAAGGCAAUGGUGACAUUGACAGACAAACCCAAAUGAUUUUGCCCAUCUUUUCCAAUAUGAAUGAGGAGGUGGGAAUUGAGUUCAUCCAGGACCUUUUGUUGCUGUGACUUGGGAUGGAGCACCGGUUCAGGUUCUCAUUCAAGUGUUGAAAACUGACCCAAGUACAUUCUUUUACACUUCUUACUGUAUUCGACUAUUCAUUUAGUUGUCCAUGCUGGUGGGUAGCCUUAGAAUAGAUAAUAAUACAUACCUCCAAGUAUUGUAAUUUUACAUCCACCUCUUUUUUUGGUACUACCAGCAUGUAAGAAUUUAGUCGAGCCGAUGGGAUUGUGGACUUCUCUGAUUGUCUUAUGAACACAUUUGGAUUAUAUUUGUUUAAUUUUAAAUGCUUUUGAGAAGCUUGUUUAAGAAAAGAAAA